CUGCAACACACACAGAUGCAACACACGGCCCUCUGCACUUCUGCAUCUCCCAGCAGCUCCGAGCACUUUGUGGUUUAUAAGGGUACAGCAUCGCUCUCAAAAGCCAAGUCUUAGACACAUCAAAUUCCUAAUUUCAAGCACCAAAACCCCGGAGUAUCUACUUUUCUCUCAUGAUGCGCGACCAGGUGGCGUUUCUGGCAUUCGUUACACUGGCUGCAGUCUUAGAACAAGCAUAUUUCUCCAUGCAAGUGAUCUGGGCUCGCAGGAAAUACAAAAUCUCACCUCCCAGUACUUCUGGACAUCCAGGUUUUGAACGAGUUUUUCGAGCACAGUUGAAUUGUUCAGAAUAUUUUUCUCUAUUUAUCUCGGUUCUCUGGGUGUCUGGGUUAUUUUUUCACCAAGGAGCUGCUUCAGUGCUUGGUCUGCUCUACCUGUAUACACGGUAUGCCUAUUUUCAUGGCUAUGCUGAAUCUGCUCAGGGAAGGCUAAAACCUAUGUACGCCAGCGCCGCGAUUCUUUGGAUUCUUAUUGGCCUAUCGAGCGUAGGCCUGCUAGACUAUUUACUCUCUGCUUAUCUCGGAGUUGGAAUUUUGAAGCAUUUUGGACAAUUGUUUUUCUGAACAAUAAACCUUUUUCCCUUUUGA
This is a messenger RNA of Xenopus tropicalis (tropical clawed frog), 644 nucleotides long. RefSeq names its product leukotriene C4 synthase, gene 1 (gene ltc4s). NCBI's taxonomy places the organism in Eukaryota, Metazoa, Chordata, Amphibia, Anura, Pipidae. Gene Ontology annotation, cellular component: endoplasmic reticulum membrane; nuclear membrane; membrane. The record is from RefSeq and is a predicted model, not a curated record. Gene Ontology annotation, molecular function: enzyme activator activity. The coding region runs from base 171 to 620 and encodes 149 amino acids. The transcript is spliced from 6 exons. Gene Ontology annotation, biological process: cellular oxidant detoxification; leukotriene metabolic process.